Molecule: messenger RNA, 456 nt
Organism: Phaedon cochleariae (mustard beetle)
Lineage: Eukaryota; Metazoa; Arthropoda; Insecta; Coleoptera; Chrysomelidae
Source: the annotation of a GenBank genome assembly
AUGAUUGCGGAAACUCUGAAUACGGUGAAAGACCCAAUGUUCUGGUACAACGCCAGCAACAGCACUAACCUUCAGAAUCAAUCAUCCGACACAUACCUUCUGGUUUUCGAGGAUAUCGACCAGUAUUUCAGCAGGAUCAAAAUCACCAACGACACUGAUCCCAGCACAGAUGAUAGGCACCUGUUCAACUGCAGCUACUUGACUAACUCCUCCAAUUUCACAUGUGUCAGUGAGGAUGUGCUGGAAACAUACCGCAAUUACUGGGCGCUCAUUCUAGUUUUGUUUCCUAUUUUUACAUUGUUCGGGAAUGUACUCGUGAUUCUUAGUGUUUAUAGGGAGAGGACCCUCCAGACUGCCACUAACUACUUCAUCGUGAGUUUGGCGCUGGCUGAUCUUCUUGUUGCUGUCGUUGUAAUGCCGUUUGCUGUUUAUGUAUUGGUGAGUAAUCAUUGUUGA